This is a messenger RNA of Sesamum indicum (sesame), 1819 nucleotides long. RefSeq lists its product as uncharacterized. Lineage: Eukaryota; Viridiplantae; Streptophyta; Magnoliopsida; Lamiales; Pedaliaceae. The record is from RefSeq and is a predicted model, not a curated record. Gene Ontology annotation, biological process: mitochondrion organization. Gene Ontology annotation, cellular component: membrane; mitochondrion.
AUGUAUUGUUGAGGUAUCCCUUUGGGGAACAAGCGACUAAGACGUUGAGCUCUUGGGUUUUACUAGGGCUUAUUCGAUUUCUAGAAAAGAUUGGAUUUCCCCCCAAAAUAUUUUGGUGGAAUAUCAGAGAAAUGAAUUUCUUGAAGUUGAGUUCUCUCGACAAGCUCCGGAACACUAGAAAUUUGGUUGCUGCUCGAUCUGCGAUCAGCUGCCGCGCAAUCUCCACGGCUCCUCCGCCUCUGCUUAAUCGAUCGUCGGCCCACGUUGCUCCACGUCAGCUCCCUCGCCCGUUCUCCGCCGCUGUCCGGCACAUCCGCUACUCCCGGGACCCUAGCUCCAGGUAUGAGAUUCCACCGCCAACAAAUUGGGGAAUUCGGAUUGUGCCUGAGAAGAAGGCGUAUGUUAUUGAGCGAUUUGGAAAGUAUGUGAAGACAUUGACUCCUGGGAUACAUGUAUUAAUUCCGCUUGUUGAUAGAAUUGCUUACGUGCAUUCCCUAAAAGAAGAGGCUAUUCCCAUUCCUGACCAGUCUGCUAUUACCAAGGAUAAUGUCAGCAUUCAAAUUGAUGGAGUCCUCUAUGUUAAGAUAGUAGACCCGAAGUUGGCGUCUUAUGGAGUCGAGAAUCCGCUGUAUGCUGUAAUCCAGCUUGCACAAACAACCAUGCGAAGUGAGCUUGGUAAGAUCACCUUAGACAAGACUUUUGAGGAAAGGGACACGCUCAAUGAAAAUAUAGUGAUUGCCAUCAAUGAAGCUGCAAAAGAUUGGGGCUUGAAAUGCCUUCGUUAUGAAAUAAGGGAUAUAUCUCCUCCACGUGGGGUGAGGGCAGCAAUGGAGAUGCAAGCUGAAGCAGAGCGCAAAAGAAGAGCUCAAGUUUUAGAAUCUGAAGGAGAAAGGCAGGCAAAUAUUAAUAUUGCAGAUGGGAAAAAGAAUGCAGUAAUCCUUGCAUCAGAGGCUGCCAAGCUAGACCAGGUUAACAGAGCUCAAGGAGAAGCAGAAGCUAUUCUUGCUAGAGCACAAGCAACUGCAGAAGGAAUUGCUCUUGUAUCGCAGUCCCUCAAAGAAAAUGGGGGUGUGGAGGCUGCUAGUUUAAGAGUUGCUGAGCAGUAUAUUCAUGCCUUCAGCAAGAUUGCAAAAGAGGGAACAACGGUGUUGCUCCCAUCAAGUGCUUCCAAUCCUGCCAAUAUGAUGGCUGAAGCCUUAGCAAUAUACAAGAACUUGAUUGGCAAAGAUUCUGGUGAUCGGCUUCUUGAGAUCCCCCAAGCUGGAUUGAAGGACCACAUUAAAAAUGAUUCUUCUUCAGCAUCUGACGAGGACAGCUCCCAAACCGCUGAUCGAGAUCAUUCUCAACUUGGAGAACCCGUUUUCUCACUGCAAAGCCAAAGGAAGGAUGAGCAUUGAUAAUAAGGAUUACAGGCAAUCCCAUGCCCAUUGCAGAAAAGGUCGUUCUCCGUUUCUUAUUACCAGGAAGUUUUAUUGCCGAACUGUCUGUUUCGUAGAGAUUACAAGAAUUAACUGCUCCAAGGUAGAAAGUAACCAAUUCUUUCACCACAUUGUUUCCUGUAUUGGAUUUGUCAAAGCUCAUGAACUCUUUGAGGUUAAGAGACAGAGGCAGUAGAAAUUUACGCAAAAAAAAACUAACUUCAAUACUGCUGCAAAAACAUUGUUGUUACACACCUGGAUGAAUGUGCAUAGACACAAAGGUAACUUUUAUUUUCUUAUAUUUGGACAGUUGUAGACAUUCAUUUUAGUUGCAUCUUUUCAGAUGGGAUCUGAAGCUUUUCAUUUUAAUUGCAAUUUGUCUGUGAGAACAGUUAUUAUUA